UAGAAGUGUGUGUUCGUGAUGUAUUGUUCUAAAGAAAAACAUUCCUGGUCGUAUCUGUUAAUCUUGAAAAACAAAUAUUACUUUUUAAAACGGUGAUAUAGCUCAUAUUUUAAUUACACGUUUCUUUGUUUUAGAGUUUGGCAUACGGUGUUCUGGUAAAGGUAUGGUCUAGUUAUCCAACCAUAACAAGGCGCUCUUUACAAAUAAUAAGAAUAAAGCAGCUUUCUCAAAAAAGUUUUAACUAAUGUAUUUGUGUAGAACAUUGAAUAGCCGUUCUUUACAUUCGUUUUUCAAUCCUACGAUUAUUUGACUCGAUGUGUUUGAUCGAUAAAGUGAUAGAGAGUCGAUAUUUUGGACUGUUUUAAUGCAGUCAUAACAUGCAUUGGACCUGACUUUAAAGUGGGUGUGGAGACUGAUAAUUCUGUUGUCAGUAGAAAUGGAGUUUCCAGGACACAGUCAGCAGCUCUUAACCACCCUGCACUCCCAGCGUCUGCAAGGUUUCCUUUGUGACUCCACUGUGCAGGUCGGCUCAACUCGCUUCGUAGCUCAUCGGGCUGUGUUGGCAUCUUUUUCCCCUUUCUUCCACAUGUUCUACUCGGAUCAGUCGAUAGGUAAUACCAGCACAGUCAACGGAGGACCACAGAGAGACACAGUCUCUAUAAAUGGCGAUAUAGUGACACCUCAAGCCUUUGGGUUGCUUCUCGAUUUUAUGUACGAGGGAGUGCUGAGACUAGAAGCCCACCCCCCUCCAGAGGACGUGCUCGCUGCCGCCAGCUUCUUACAUAUGAAUGAUGUGGUUCGAGUUUGUAAGAAAAGACUGCAGGGUCGUGGACUGGCGGAAGCAGACAGCACAAGGGUUGAAGUUGGAUCAAAUGAGUUGGCUAAGACCGGAGGAGGGCUUGAUGGUUCAGAUGAUGUGCCUGCUGCUGAAACAGGAAGGAGGUUAGGAAGAGAUGGAGCGCUAACCGUUGGAAAUCCUCCGUUUUCAUCCUCUGUAACACACUGUCCUCAGUACAGCCAACAGAUGUCAUUUUAUGCUGAUACCAAGACGGAGACACAAGCAGGGGUGGCCAGUCUUCUCACACAUAGUGGUGUGGAAAGUUCAGAGAUGGCUGACAGUACCCAGCUAGGAAUGGACUCCCAGCCACCCAUAAGCAAUUCUUGUUCAAGUUUGCCUGCAUAUAGUUCUUCAUCUAGGACUGACACAACAAGAAUACACGCAAGAUCAGCUAGCCUUGAGUCUGCACUUUCAAGUCUGUGCAGUUCGACAGAAAUUAUUCAGACGAGUACAGAGACUCAACCUGUUGUAAUCGCUGCAACGACGCUGAGCAUUGUAGACAACACCACCACAGCCCAAGAUCACGCUUUGUCUAACAUGUUCAGUCAGGAAAAAUCGAAUCGAGCUCAGAAUAAAGGACCGUGUACUGGAAAUCCAGGGCCAUCACAACACAUUCAGAGCCGAACUGAAAGAAAGCAGGGGGACACUAAUAAAAGUAGUGAUAAAGGUAAAAAGCUUCUUUCCCAGACUUCAAAAGAUCCAUUAGCAGUUGAUAGACUUGAAACAGGCAAGAAAAAUGAGGAUAAUGUGAAGGUGAAAGUGGAGGCCAUUGUGAUUUCUGAUGAAGAAUCUGAUGAAACGGACGAUACUAUGGUCACUGAUAACAGUCAGAACAGAAAUACAGGUUCAGAUCACGGGGAUGAUUAUGAUGACAACAGCCACGAUGUGGAGGAGCUCACAGCCAUGCAACUCAUGCCUGCGCACACUUUAAUUCACCUUCCCCAUCAAGAACCCCUCUCUUUACCUCCUUCACCACAAGGUCCUAAUUCCUCUGCAACAGAUAAUUCCGGCUUCCCAUCAUCCCUUUUUCCAGCCAAUUCACAGUCUGAGCAGCAUGUCAUGUUUCUUGAGGAAUUUCAGGACUCUCUAGGGAACUACGUAGAGGAUGUACCUACUUGUAACACGUGUGGAAAGACGUUUUCCUGUGCGUACACCCUGCGAAGACAUGCCAUUGUACAUACUAGAGAGCGCCCUUAUGAGUGCAGCUACUGUUAUCGUAGUUACACACAGUCUGGAGAUUUGUACAGACACAUCAGAAAGGCACAUGAUCAGGGCCUGCCAGUAAAACGCACCAGAGUUGAGUCUGAUCCUCCUCUGUCGCCGCCCCCUCCUCAUGCUCCCCAGACAUAGACCCAUGGUGCUUUUAAUAACCAAUGGAUAUUUUUAGCAUUAGUGUUCUGAUUACGCAUAGUUGGGACUUAUUAAAUGUGGACAAUCACAUUUUAUUUUCUAAUUUAUAAGUGUCCUUUUUUAUAUCUUUUGUUUUCUUUGAUCUGAAUGUUUCCCUAAGAAUGGAAAUAUAAGUGUGUAAGUAAAUAUGACAUUUUUAAGAGUGGUUCCAGCACACAAACUUGCAGUGCCUUUAAAAAGUAUUCAUCCCCCUUCAUUUUAUUCACAUUUUGUUAUGCUGCCUUAUCUUAAACUACUUUAAAAACAAUUUACACUCCAUGCACAAUAAUGACAAAACAAAAAACAGAUUUGUGGCAGCUUUGCAAAUUUAUGAAAAGUAAAAAACUAAAAUAAGUACAUUGCAUAAAUAUUCAUAUCCUUAACUCAGAAGAUGGUUAAAGCACCGUUACAGACUCAAAUCUUUUUGGGUAUGAUGUGACAAGCUUUUGCCAAUUUUCUGCCAUUCUUCUCCUCAGAUCCUACCAAACUCUGUCAGGUUGGAUGGAGAUCAUCAGUAGACAGACAUUUUCAGGUUUCUACAGAGGUGUUCAGUUGGGUUCAAGCACUAGCUGGGCCACUCAAGGACAUAGAGAGAGUUGUCCAUAAGCCACUCUUGCAUUGUUUUAGCUGUGUGCUUAGGAUCAUUGUCAUGUUGGAGAAUGAACCUUCUGCCCUGUCCGAGGUUCUGAAUGUUCUGGGCUAGGUUUUUCAUGAUCAUUAUCUCUGUAUUUUGUGACGUUGAGAAAAUGCCCCAGUCCCUGCAGCUGAAAAACACCCCCACAUCAUGAUGCUGUUUCCAACACACUUUACUAUUGAGAUGGUAUUGUCUGGAGAAAACCAGGCACUGCUCAACACCUGUACAUGAUGCACAAAACUGAGAUUCAUCAGACCAGAGAAUCCUGUUUCUGACAGUUUGAAAGAUUCGUUGAAGUACGUAUAUGCAUAUUUCAAGUGUGUAUUCACUGAGGAAAGGCUCAAGUCUGGCCACUCUGCAAUAAAGCCCAGAUUGGUGGAGUGUUGCAGUGAUGUUUGUCGUUCUGUAACUUUCUCCCAUCUCCAUAUAUGAUCAUGGAGCUCAACCAGAGUGAUCAUCAGCUUCUUGGUCACCCCUUUAACCAAGACCCUUCUCCAUCGAUGGCUCAGUUUGGACAGGAGGUCAGCUCAAGUAAGAGAUCUGGUGGUUCCAAACCUCUUUCAUUAAGGACUAAUGGAGGCUACAUGCUUCUGUGAACCUUCAAUACAGCAGAUUUUUUUCAGAAGUCUUCCCCAGAUCUGUGCCUUGAUACAAUCCUGUCUCAGAGCUCUACUGGCAGUUCUUUUGACCUCAUGUCUUGGUUUUUACUUUGAUAUGCAUUUUCAGCUGUUGCACCUUUUAUUGAGAGGUAUGUGCCUCUGCAAAUCAUACUUAUUCAAUUGAAUUUGCCACAGGUUAACUCCACUCUGCACAGCAAACAGCAAAUCUAAAUGCUUCUGAGCUAAAUUUCAAGUGUCCCAGAAAAGAGCAUGAAUACUUAUGCAAUGUACUUAUUUUAGUUUUAACACAUUUGCAAAGCUUUCACAAAUCUGUUUUUGUUUUGUCAUUAUUGUGCAUGGAGUGUAGGUUACUGUAAAGAAAUUAUAAUUUAAAUUAGUUUAAGAUAAGGCAGCAGCAUAACAAAAUGUGAAUAAAAUGAAGGGGAUGAAUACUUUUUCAAGGCACUGUAUAUCAAAUAACUUUUUAUAGUGGUGUUCUGUUGAAUUGUACAGUUUCUUUAUUGUUCUAUUUGUUAUUUGUGUCUCUUAUAAAGUACUGUAGCUGUGAUACCAAUAAAGCAUCAAGGUCCAUGGCA
Messenger RNA from Triplophysa rosa, 4056 nucleotides. It is a transcript of the gene zbtb3, whose product is annotated as zinc finger and BTB domain containing 3. Gene Ontology annotation, cellular component: nucleus. The transcript has 2 exons. Gene Ontology annotation, biological process: regulation of transcription by RNA polymerase II. Gene Ontology annotation, molecular function: RNA polymerase II cis-regulatory region sequence-specific DNA binding; DNA-binding transcription factor activity, RNA polymerase II-specific; protein binding. Lineage: Eukaryota; Metazoa; Chordata; Actinopteri; Cypriniformes; Nemacheilidae. Bases 437 to 2188 code for a protein of 583 amino acids. The record is from RefSeq and is a predicted model, not a curated record.